Messenger RNA from Closterium sp. Yama58-4, 1791 nucleotides. The record is from the annotation of a GenBank genome assembly. Lineage: Eukaryota; Viridiplantae; Streptophyta; Zygnematophyceae; Desmidiales; Closteriaceae.
AUGGCCACGGCACUCGUACCAUCAACACCUGCGACGCUUUCGCCAACAAACUUCGCCGACCUAUCAGAGGACGUGCUUCUUUACCUGCUUUCCCGUCCAUCCUCCGACCCGAACCGCGAGCUUUCCCCGGAGGACCUCGCGCGGCUCGAGGCGGUCUGUUACACCCUCCGCCGCCCGCUGCUUCUCCCCCCGAAUCGCCGCCACUCCGUCGUCGAAACCGCCGCGCGCGCACGAUGCUUGCGCCACCCGCUUCUGGCGCGCGUGCCAGCGGACCUCCUGCGCGGAAUGGCGGCGCAGCGGUGCGGCGGAAGCUGGCUGCGCGUGCUGCGCUUCGCAUGGGCGGUGGAGGACGCCUGGGGGUUGCGGCGAGAAGCGGAGGAAGAGGCGCUGCGAGGGAGAACCCGCGCGCCGAGCGCCGGCGCGCGGAACUCUGGCGAGCUGGCUUCAGCAGUUUACGCGGGCGAUUACUGUUCAUUCCAAAUAAAGACAAACGGCGAGCUGUGGGUGUAUGGCUCAGGUUCGCGAGACGGCUCUCCCCAGUUCACCCUUCCCCCAGCCUCAAAUCAACCUCCCCGAGAUCAGCCCGCCCCAGUCACUGCCCCGGAUCAACCUCCCCCGAAUGAACCUGCCCAGGCGAGAGACGAGAACCAGGCGGCAGGUCAAGGGUGGGCGGCUGCCGCCCUUGCUGCCGGCCUGGCUGCCGUCCGACUCGGAACCGGGCAAGCCGGCACUGCCGCACAAUCAGGCUCGGAAAGGCAAGACGCUCAGGCGCAGCAGCAGGCGCAGCGGCAGGCGCAGCAGCGGAGGGGAGGGGCGCGGGGGCGGAGGGGGGCUCUGAGGGCGCAAAUCGUGGUGGGGGGAAGCGCGGACGCGGAGGGGAAUGGGGGGAACGGGGGAAACGGGGGAGAUGGGGGAAACGGGGCGAGCAGGGAGGAGGCUGAGUGCGUUAUUGGGGAUAGAGUGGCGCAAGUGGCGGGGGGGAGAGCCUUCACUGUGAUACUAACGAAGUCCGGGGACGUUUACACUAUGGGACAGGACACUAACGGGUGCUGUGGGCACGGGCAGGACGGGGUGGGUAAGAAAUUCCCCCAGCCGAAAUUAGUGGAGGCUUUAAGAGGCGUGCCCUGUCAGCAGGUCGCUACAGGGCGGAGCCAUGUUCUGGUGCUGGCUAGGGAUGGGACGGUGUAUGCGUUUGGAGCGGGGGGCAACGGCCGGCUGGGCCUGGGAGAUACGGACGACAGAAGCCAGCCGACGGCCGUGGAGGGCCUGCGGCCAGAGGUGCUGGCUGCCAUGCUGGGCGGGUUGCCGGGCGGCAAUCGUGGUGAUAUGGAUGGCAACAACAACGCGUGGCUGGUGCGAUCGGGCGUGCGUGUGAUGAAGGUGGCAGCUUCGGUUGAUUACUCCGCUGCCCUUGACUGCAUGGGACGGGUGCACAUGUGGGGUUCGGGCUACUGUGGGUGUCUGGGCAACGGCAGCGAGGCCAAUGAGGUGCUGCCACGUGUAGUGGAGGGGUUGUUGCACACACGGAUAGUGCAGGUGACGCUGGGCAAGCGCAAGACACUAGCUCUAGAUGACCAAGGGCGGGUGCUGGCCUUUGGGUGGACGGCGUUUGGAGGGCUGGGUGUGGCAGCAGGGCGAGACAAGGUGUUUGCUCCCAUGCCUGUCGAGGCUCUGGAGGGGAAGCGAGUGGUGCAGAUCAGCACGGGGGCCUACCACACUGUUGCCUUGUGCCGUGACGGCACCUGCAUUGGCUUUGGGGACAACGAGCAGGGACAGCUGGAGCUGCACUGA